ACUAAAUGAACAGUGGUAUCUGGUGAGCAAGAUCAAGCCUGUUCUGGCUGCCUAGGGCCACAGUGGGCCCCUCUGAGACCCAUCUGUGUUCCCUUGUUAGUCCUCAUGACCUCUGUUAACCAGGCAGCCCAGGAGGCAGCCCAGAAGGCAGACAUCGUUUUCUCAGUGAAGAGCCCACUGAGUGCCAGCUACCUGGUGAUGGUUUCGCCUGGCGCCUUGGCAGAUGAGCCACCCAGCCUGGACCCCAUGCAGAGCUUCUCCCAAGAGGCGGUGGAUGCAGGCAGGAUCCUGUACCUGCACUCCUGCCCUGAGGCCUGGAGCGAUCCCUACUCGCUGGUAGUGGCCUCAGCCUGGGCACUCCCCUCGAUGACAUACUGUAGAGCUGGAGGUGCUGCCCACUGUCAUCCCCACCGGGAGUGCAAAACUUCAGCGUCCCUGAGGGUGGCAGCCACACCUUGGUCCCUCCACUGCUCUGCGUCACCGGGCCCUACUUCCCCACUCUCCCAGGCCUUGGCCUGCAGGUUCUGGAGCCAUCCUGGCAUGGGGCCCUGCAGAAGGAAGAUGGGCCUCAUGCCAAGACCCUCAGCGCCUUCUGCUGGAGAGAGAACUUAUGAUCCCCGUUUUCCACCAGUGGAAGCUGAAGCCCUGAAAGUCAGUCUCCUCCUGCACCCAAAGGCAGGGCAUCUGGGUCCAGACUGCCAGCCCUGGGCCUGCCCCUCGGUGGAAGAGCAGCUGAUCUGCUAUGUGCACGAGGGGAGCGAGAUACUGACAGACAGUUUUGUCCUGAUGGCUAACGUCUCGGAGAUGGACCGCCAGAGCCAUCCUGUGGCCUUCACUGUCACCAUCCUGCCUGUCAAUGGCCAACCCCCCAACCUCACCACAAACUCAGGCCUGCAGCCCCUUCCAGGCACACAUGGAGGGUCUGAAAGGAGACCCCUGUCCCACGAGUGAGACAGAUUAAGGAGCACCGUUGGUCAGCAUUGGGGGUUUCUGGCGGUGAGAACUUGGUGAAGGGUCCGUCCAGCCACUCAGCAGCCAGAGCCUCAGAGGCAGCUCCAGUGCAGGCACCAACCUCCAGCUUCUGCUCUUACUGUGUGGUGCGGAGUCCCCAGCUAGGUCGGCUCUUCCAUGCCCAGCAUGACAGCACAGGGGAGGACCUGGUGAACUUCACUCAGCCAGAGACCACGGAGUUCAUCAUCUUGGAGCUGCUGGCCAGUCUGUACUCAUGUGGGGACCAGAACACACUGGUGGCGCAGUUGGCAGAAGAGGCACAGCGGUGCGACGAGAUGCUGCGCAUGCAUCACAUGCUGAAGGAGGUGCUCACCAUCAUCCGGGACAUCAGCACGACCACCGUCAGCCUGCCCGUGAGCCUGCAUGUGGACGACUCCUGGCUGCAGGUGCAGAGCAUCCUGGACGAAGGCAGAUACCAGGGCCGGCCCCCACGGCCCCGAAGUCCCCCAGCCUGGCCGCCGAGAGGAGUGCCAAGGGGGCAGUGGCAUGGCCCCUCACCAGGGUGGCUCCCACCUGGAGUGAGAGACGGAGCUUGCCAAGGAGCACUGGCUGCGGGGCGGGGUGGAG
Molecule: messenger RNA, 1578 nt
Organism: Rhinopithecus roxellana (golden snub-nosed monkey)
Lineage: Eukaryota; Metazoa; Chordata; Mammalia; Primates; Cercopithecidae
Product: chondroitin sulfate proteoglycan 4-like
Exons: 5
Coding region: 106-951 (281 amino acids)
Source: RefSeq, a predicted model, not a curated record